UUUCGGCACGCAGAACAUGCUGAGUAUGUCAGGAAACUCUGAGAAUCAUCACAACCAGUUGAAGAAGCUUUACACCGGCUGUGAGAUAUUGAUGGGAAACCUAGAGAUCAGCAUGAUGGAGCACACCAGAGACUUCUCCUUCCUGCAGUCUAUCAGGGAGGUGACAGGCUACGUCCUGUUGGCCCUUAACAAUUUCAACCGCCUGCCUCUGGACCAGCUGCGCGUUAUCAGAGGCAACAUGCUGUACAACAGCACGUAUGCUCUGGCUGUGAUGAUCAACUACCAGAAGGAUGGGCAGUACGGCCUUCAAGAACUGGGCCUGACACACCUCACAGAGAUACUGAAGGGAGGAGUCAUGAUCAUCCAGAAUAAGUACCUGAGCUAUGCCCCGCAGGUGAACUGGCUGGAAAUUGUGAAGGAUGCAACAACUCAGGUUUUCAUCGAGGGCAACGGGCCUGAAAAGCCUUGUGAUGAAGCGUGUGGAGACGUGCCAUGUUGGGGUCCAGGAAGUGACAGUUGUCAGAUCUCUGAUUUAUGUACAUGA
Messenger RNA from Paralichthys olivaceus (Japanese flounder), 544 nucleotides. The record is from RefSeq and is a predicted model, not a curated record. Lineage: Eukaryota; Metazoa; Chordata; Actinopteri; Pleuronectiformes; Paralichthyidae.